Molecule: messenger RNA, 2865 nt
Organism: Mangifera indica (mango)
Lineage: Eukaryota; Viridiplantae; Streptophyta; Magnoliopsida; Sapindales; Anacardiaceae
Product: putative pentatricopeptide repeat-containing protein At3g16890, mitochondrial
Exons: 1
Coding region: 30-2198 (722 amino acids)
Molecular function (GO): protein binding
Source: RefSeq, a predicted model, not a curated record
CAGUCGCCUAUGAUGAGAAGGGACAUGAGAUGAAAGGGCUUUCUUCUUUAGCUUCGAGGGCAACACCUUCACUAAAACAUCUCUCUGAAGAGCCGUCUAGGCACAAAAUAUCAAACCCUAAACUGAAACCAUCUCUUGUGCAUAAGCAAACCAACAACAUCACCGAAGGUUCUUCAAGAGGUAACAACUCUUCUUCUUCUCCUUUAAUAAAUUCUCAUAUCCUUGAUAAACCCAACUCUAUUUCACUCUCAAAUAGUCCUAUUUCAACUAAUGAACGCUUUAAACCGAUUGAUCACAGUUACAUUUCUCAAAUUCUUGCUAGAAAUGACUGGUUUUUAUUGCUGAACCAUGAAUUGAAGGCUAAAAGGAUCAGUUUGGUACCUCGGUUUGUAGUGAGUGUAUUGCAAAAUCAAGAAAACCCAUUACACCCUUUGAGAUUUUAUAUCUGGGUUUCUAAUAUCGACCCCUUCUUUUCUAAGGAUCAAUUGGUUAAGGGUGUUUUAGCUAAGGUACUUUACAGAAAAGGUCCUGUUAUUUUGUCUGUUGAAUUGCUUAAAGAUAUUAAGAACUCGGGUUAUGGAAUUAGUGAGGAUUUGCUUUGUGUUCUGAUUGGUAGCUGGGGCAGGUUAGGAUUAUCUAAAUAUUGUGGAGACAUUUUUGGGCAGAUUUCUUUUUUGGGUAUUAUUCCUAGUACAAGGUUGUAUAAUGCUGUUAUUGAUGCUCUGGUGAAAUCGAAUUGCAUUGAUUUAGCUUAUUUGAAGUUUCAAGAGAUGUCUGUGGAUAAUUGCAAACCCGAUAGGUUCACAUACAAUAUUCUUAUCCAUGGAGUUUGUAGAAUUGGUGUUGUGGAUGAGGCUCUUCGAUUAGUCAAACAGAUGGAGGGAGUGGGAUAUUUACCUAACGUGUUUACAUAUACAAUUCUUAUUGAUGGGUUUUGUAAUGCAAAGAGGGUAGACGAAGCUUUUAGGGUUUUAGAGAUGAUGAAGGAAAGGAAUGUUAGUCCCAAUGAAGCUACUGUUAGAUCAUUGGUUUAUGGGGUAUUUCGUUGUGUGGCCCCUCGUAAGGCAUUUGAGUUGUUAAUAAUGUUUAUGGAAAGAGAGCCUGUGAUGCCAAAAUUAGCUUGUGAUACUCUGCUGUAUUGCCUUUCAAAUAACUCUAUGGCAAGAGAGGCAGCCAUGUUCUUGAGGAAGGUUGGGGAAAGAGGUUACUUGCCUGAAAAUUCAACGUUUAACACUACUAUGACUUGUUUGAUAACUGGAUUGAAUCUCAAUGAGACAUGUGAAAUAUUUGAUAGUUUUAUUGAGCGAGGUGUGAAGCCAGGGUUUAUUACAUAUCUUAUGCUCAUUGAAGCUUUAUACAAGGCAGGAAGGGGAAAGGAUGGGGACUGCUAUUUGGAACAUAUGAUCAAGGAAGGACUUGUGCCAAAUGUAUAUUCAUAUAACAUGGUGAUUGAUUGUUUUUGCAGAGUCAAUAUGGUGGACAGGGCUGUGGAGACUUUUAGAGAGAUGCAAGGUAGAGGUAUCGCUCCUAACCUGGUCACUUUCAAUACCCUGAUUAGUGGGCAUUGCAAGGAUGGAAAGAUACUCAAGGCUCAUGAACUUUUGGUUAUGCUUUUAGAAUGUGGUCUGAAACCUGAUAUCUUCACUUUCAGCUCAAUAAUUGAUGGGCUUUGUAGAGCACACCGCAAUGAGGAUGCCUUAAAUUGUUUCACUGAAAUGGUUGAAUGGGGUGUCACUCCAAAUGCUAUCACAUACAAUAUUUUGAUCCGUUCUUUGUGUGUCAUUGGGGAUGUUGCUAGAUCAUGGAAACUUUUAAGAAAGAUGCAAGCAGAUGGAGUAAGUCCAGAUAUUUACUCUUUCAAUGCUCUAAUCCAAAGUUUUUGUAGAAUGAAAAAGAUUGAAAAAGCAGAGAAGCUUUUUAUUUCCAUGUUGACACUGGGUUUGAGUCCUGACAAUUAUACUUAUGGUGCUAUUAUUAAGACAUUGUGUGAAUCAGGAAGAAUUGUUGAAGCAAAGGAGAUGUUUGUUUCAAUGGAAGCAAAUGGUUGCAUUCCUGAUUCUUAUACAACUAACUUAAUUUUGGAAACUCUGAUUCACAAUAAGUGCUUUGAAGAGGCUCGUGAUAUUGUCAUAAAAUAUAAUGAUAGGGGAUUUUCUUUAAAAUCCAUCCCCAAUCUUCAGGAUUUUCUCACUUCCUGAAAGAAUUUGACACUUGCUUCUUGUGGGAUUUACAGAUCGGUUGUUGAUUUGGAUCAAGGGAUACCGGUUGCCAGAAGAUAAGCCUUGGCAACAGUGGGUAUUGCUCAAUUAUCCUGCCCAAGGUUCUACGCGGUGGCUGUAAUUCUGGUAAUGGACCUGAAUCAGCACUGGGAAAUUGACAUGUAGUUCUAUUGUUGGGUAAAAGUGAACCUGCUGCUGUAGCCCCAAAUGCAAGGUGCAUAAUAUCAGUAGCUUGCGGCUGUUUGGGGGUACAAUACAUAUUUUUCUUUACCUUGAACAUCCUUUUGGAUGUUGGCUUAAUGUGACAGCAAUUUUGUUAAUACUAACUGGUAUCCCUCAGAAGUCAUGAUAAUUAGGAUCAAUCCUUCAAGUUUGAUUUUUAUGCAAAGCAACAUUGUGUACUAUGACCAAUGGAGCUUGCUGCAGCUAAGUUGUAACUUUGCCAAGCCAAGCAGAUUGUGGAAAUGUAUAAUGCUCUAGGAUUACCAGAAAAUAGUAGUCAUAUUCUUCAAAAAUUUUGUUUUCUUCUUCUGGUGGCUAUAUCAUUUGCAGUGAUGCUAGUCAUUAGAUGUCAUGUACUAAUGCUGUGGCAUGAAUAAAUUUAAACAUUAAGAUGUCUCCUUAUAAAAGAUUCAGCUUUUUUGUA